AUGGCUGCUGUUGAAGUAUUGAAAGAAGCUGUAGAUAUAACCACGAUUCCUGUUGAGAUGAUCGAAAAGCAAAUGUUUCCGAAAGCAAUAUCCGAAGAGGAAUGGCAUCGAAAUGUGAAAGAAUUCUUGACAAAUACCGACGAUGGUUAUACAAUGGUUGAAACAUCAGCUGAAGAUAUGCAGAAGAUCGAAGAAUUACUUGAAACAAAAGAAAAGGUUUUUUCAACGCCAUACAUGAUCAAGACCAAAUGUGAACACUGUCCAAAUUGCCAGCGUCAAAACAAUUUUUUGGAUGUUGUUGCAACUGGUCUCAAGGUUCAUAAACCCCAAUUCUUGAUAGAUGUAUUCACGGGCAAAUAUGGACACAUACUCAACAGUGCACCGCAUCAACGAUGCUUCUGCUAUCAAUGUGGCAUUCAAUUACCUGAAGAUGCAACCAAAUUUUCAGCACCGAAAGAACCGACGGCUGAACAGAAGAAGGCAUCUAACUACUCGUUUCCAAUUUAUAAUUAUCGAAGUUGA
Messenger RNA from Rotaria sp. Silwood2, 522 nucleotides. NCBI's taxonomy places the organism in Eukaryota, Metazoa, Rotifera, Eurotatoria, Philodinida, Philodinidae. The record is from the annotation of a GenBank genome assembly.